This is a messenger RNA of Symbiodinium natans, 2862 nucleotides long. Lineage: Eukaryota; Dinophyceae; Suessiales; Symbiodiniaceae. The record is from the annotation of a GenBank genome assembly.
AUGGAAGCUGGGAUUGAGCGCGAGAUUUCCGAGCGAGUGAAGCUGAAUGCUCAGCGACAAGCCAGAGAGGAACGCCUGGUGCAAGUAGGCAGUGCAGAUGCCAACGUCCCCUUGGCUCUAGAAAUGUGUUCUUCAGCCGACAAUGGCAAUCCGGAAGCAGACCUGGCCAGCCACAUUGUUGCAGGUGCGGUCAAAGACACAGAGCUGCUUCGUCGUACCUUGCGCAACCUCGCCUUCUUUGAGACCUUCGAUGACGAUGCACUGCGUUGCCUCAUCGAGGAAAUGGAAGUGUACGAGUUCCAGCCGGGUGAGAAGGUUGUGCGUCAGGGAGACACCGACGGUACACACUUCUACGUGGUUGCGCAGGGGGACUUCUAUGUCAUCAAGGACGACAGUCCCAGCCGCUACAUCGGGCCUGGCUCUUCAUUCGGUGAAAGUGUGCUCCUGCUCCAUGGAGAGCGGAGUGCCACAGCCUGGAGCCCCGGACGUUCACGCGCCUACGGCAUGGCAGGCAUGCAAGUCCGGGAGCUACUUCGACAGCAGUACGAACAGAUGAGACGUGCGGUCGUCGAAGCUAUGGAUGAGGUGCUCAACUCGAAUCAGUGCGAGAUCCUGCGCGGGCACCUGCUCUUCGUUCGUGCUGCGCAUGUUGAUUCAUUGCACAUGCUGAGGUCUGGCCUCAAUGGAUUUCAGCUUCAAAGCCUCUAUGACCAGGUCGAGAUGAAAGCCUUCAAGCCAGGGGACCUAAUCCUCCAGGAAGGGGACUUGCCAGAUGAGGUUCAAAUCCUAUACAGUGGUGAAGUAGAAUCAACGUCAGGAGGACUGAAGAUUGGCAAAGUUCCCAGGUUCUACUUGAUGGGCGCCCGCGCACUCUUGUUCCAGGACGAGCUUGCCUUUGAGCAGCCAACUAGCUUGACUGCGGCCACAGCGGUUGAGACACUCGUUCUGAAACGCAUCCUGUUGGACACACUGUUUGGCAGCAGGUUGCAGCAGGUUCUGGUGAGGAACGGGGUCCUCUACGUGCUGGCACAGCAUGAGGACUUCUCUCGGCUCCACCAAGAGCACCGGGAAGCCAUUGCCAGCGCAUGCCAGAUCCGAUGUCUGCCCAAAGGUUCCGAAGCCAGCUGGGAGGAUGUUCGUGUCAUUGUGGCGGUGAAUGGAGAGAUUCAACUGCCGCAUGCACAGCACUUGCACUGCGUACUGCUGCAAGUGUCAUGCCAUAACUUGACACUCCAGGAAUCUAGAGACUGGCAAGCGCCACUGAAGCUCCAAGCGCUCGCAGAUUCCAAGCUGGCAGUUUGGCGAGGGGAGGAUUUGGAUAGCAUCCUGGCGUUUAACGACUUUGACGGAGCCUUGGAGCAGGACAGCAAGGUCCGCAGUCUUCGCUCUGUUUUCGUUUUCGCUACGCUGUCCAAGCAGCAACUUCAGCGCCAGGGCCUUAUGAAUCUGCAGUCUUGUUUGGCACGCGCGUUGGAGAUUCAAACCGUCAAGAGUGGCGAUCGCGCCUGCAGCCCAUUGCAGCCCGCUGUCGUGCAGAGCCUUGUGGAUGGCUCCACCUUUAGCAAAGGUGUUUUCGCAAGGCACUUCUACAUCAUCCGAAAGGGCGCUGUUAGCGUGGAGAUCGAUGGCCGUCGCAAGCGCAGGUUGGGCCAUCCGGACUAUUUCGGAGAACGCGCCUUGCUGGGAAGCGAAGUUCGCAGUGCCAGCAUCACCGCUCUGGAGGACACCGAGCUGUGGAAAAUGGGCGAGGGGACCUUCCAGGAGAUUAUGCAAGGGCCGUGCCUGGACUACCUCAAAGACAGGAUCUCUCUCCAGGACACAGCUUUGACUUUCAAAGACCUCGAGUUUGUGCGGGUCAUCGGUCGAGGCGGCUUUGGAAUUGUGAAGAUGGUCCGAGCCAAGAGGACGGAAGUCAGGUAUGCCUUGAAAUGCGUCCGGAAGCGUGAUGUGGUAGAAAAGAACAUGCAAGAUGCUUUGCUGUCUGAGCUUGGCAUUCUGAAAGAGGUUGACCACCCAUUCAUCGUCAAGUUCGUUCGGUCAUUCCGCAACGAGAGAUCCGUUUACUUUCUCACCGAGUUGGUGACCGGCGGUGAGCUGCUGGAUGCACUGGAUGCACUGGGGUUGCUGAACCACUGGCAGGCGUUGUUCUACACCGGAUGCAUGGUUCUUGCACUGGAGUUUCUGCAUUCUCGGCGCAUUGCUUACCUUGAUCUCAAGAGUGAGAACUGCUUGAUUGACCAGCAGGGAUACCUCAAGCUGAUCGAUUUCGGCAUCGCACAGCGCAUCACGAACACCAGAUUCGGGCCUCUGAAGGGCACCCCAGUUUUCAUGGCGCCCGAGAUGGUGCUGGGCAAGGGGAAUAGCACCGUGGCAGAUUUAUGGAGCCUGGGCAUCUGCCUUUACGAGUUUGUCAUUGGUCAGUUCCCGUUUGCCAGCAACUGCAACAACCGUGGCCAGAUUUUUCACCAAAUAUUGCGGGCACCAUUGCGAUUUCCAGAAUGGUUCUACAAGCAACCGAUGGCAGAGGAGACCAUGGGCCUGCUUCGCGGCCUCUUGUCCCGAGACCCGAAAAGACGUCCGGGUGCAGGACACGAAGGCUACGCGAAGAUGAAGGCGCAUCCUUUCUUCAAAGCCCUGUGCUGGGAAAAGCUCCUGUGUCGUGAGUACGAGCCCCCUUAUGUCCCGACAAUGGAGAUUUAUGCCGAGGACAAACACCAGCCUGUCUCACAGUCGGUCGGGGAGAGCCUGCCCACAAUGGAAGAAGAGGAGGCGCAUACUUUUCUUGUGCAGUGCGUUGAUGACAACUUUCUUGCCAAUAGUUCCUGUGACUUACAAGGGCGAAGACUGACAAAGGCAUGGUAG